AUGGCUGCGCUGGGAAUGCUAGCGGUGCCCUGCGUGUUGCUGGGCACUGGCGGCGCCGCACGCGCUAUCGGCAGCCUCGGUUUGCUGCAAAAUGACCUUUUGGCAGACAUUUCGGCCAUCGCCACGGAAGUCUUGGCGAACGUUCAGACCGUCAAAGCCAACGCAGCAGAAGAUAUGGAAGUGCAGCGCUACAGCGCCUGCCAAGACGCCUCUCUGCGGGUGCUGCGGGAAGGAGUUAUUGCAGAGUCUUUCUUCAAGCAGGCGAAGCAAAUGCUGCUGCUCACCACGGACUUGGGGCUUUUGGCUUUCGGCAUGCGGUCAGUGGUCAAGGGGAACUUGACCAUUGGUCGCUUUAUGUCUUUCCGCAGUUAUUUGCGGAAGUUCUAUUUGGCAUUAGACGCCCUCACGGACAUCUACAAAGACACCCGCUUUUCGCUGACAGCCUCCAAGCGCUACUUCGAUCUCAUAGACAGAAAGCCAACUGUUGUUUCGAAAAAACUGCAACAAGAAACCCAAAAGCCCACGGGGGGGGGCCCUCCAGAGUCCCAGGGGGCCCUACAGGGGCCCCCAGACCAGGCAGAGGGCCGGCAAGGGGAGGCCAGGGGCCCCGCACUUGUAGAGUUCAGGAACGUUAGCUUCGCUUAUGCUCCAACUUCAGCAGCAGCAACAGCUGCAGCAGCUGCAGCAACUGGAGACGGGAAAGCAGAAGCAGGGGGAAGCCUUGGAGGCCCUCAGAUCCUGAAGAACCUUUCUCUACGGGUGCCCCGCGGGGAAGUGCUGGCCCUUGUGGGCCCCUCCGGCGCGGGCAAAUCGACUCUUGUCAAACUGGCGCAGCGCUUCUAUGAUCCGCAGGUAGGGAAGCAAAUGCAGCACGAGCAGCAGCAGCAACGUGAGCAGCAGCAGCAUCAGAAGCAGCAGCAGCAUGAGCCGCAGCAGCCGCAACAGCUUCCGCAGCAGUACCAGCCUCCAACUUGCGAACCGCUGCCAGCAGCAUUACCUGCAUCGUAA
Messenger RNA from Eimeria tenella, 1008 nucleotides. RefSeq names its product ATP-binding cassette sub-family B member 5, putative. Gene Ontology annotation, molecular function: ATP hydrolysis activity; ABC-type transporter activity; ATP binding. Gene Ontology annotation, cellular component: membrane. Lineage: Eukaryota; Apicomplexa; Conoidasida; Eucoccidiorida; Eimeriidae. The transcript has 5 exons. The coding region runs from base 1 to 1008 and encodes 335 amino acids. The record is from RefSeq and is a predicted model, not a curated record. Gene Ontology annotation, biological process: transmembrane transport.